GAACAUUCCAUCACCAGGGUAACAUGCCAGUAAACUGAUCCACACCAGUGAACUUCAGAGAGGCUUUGGGUUACUGUGUGUUAAGGUGCACUGGCAGCUCAUAAUAUUUUUUCACUUUUUGGGGAGCAGGAAAACAAGAAAUACUUAAAAAUUGGUAUGUUAGAAAAAUGGCAUCUAUAAACAGAGCCAGUGAAAUAAUUGAAAAACUUAGAGCAAACAGACAGCUUCGUUUGGAGGAAAUAAACCAAAAGCGUGAUUCCAACUGCCUGGUGGAAAGAAGCAAUCAGGUCAGCUUACUGAGAGUUCAGAAGAGGCACUUCAGUCAUGCCUACCAGUCCUUGCGAGAUGCCAAGGUUAAGGACCCUGCUCCCGACAGUAGCAGGGACUCCUGGAUCAGCCCCAGCCCGAGUCAGCUGGUUCACAAGCAGAAAAAACACUUCCCCCCCAAACAUAAUGCUAUAUUUGGAUAAACUGCAUUUCCAGAGAUACACAGAAUUACAAUUUCUUUGGCUUUUCUCCAGUGUCUAUCUAAAUUAUUUUAAAAUGUUAAUUAGAAAAGAAGCUAAAUAAAAUAAUUCACUAGCUCAUCAA
Ochotona princeps (American pika) is the source of this 591-nucleotide messenger RNA. It is a transcript of the gene SPATA45, whose product is annotated as spermatogenesis associated 45. Bases 168 to 470 code for a protein of 100 amino acids. The transcript has 3 exons. Lineage: Eukaryota; Metazoa; Chordata; Mammalia; Lagomorpha; Ochotonidae. The record is from RefSeq and is a predicted model, not a curated record.